Erythranthe guttata (spotted monkey flower) is the source of this 2355-nucleotide messenger RNA. Lineage: Eukaryota; Viridiplantae; Streptophyta; Magnoliopsida; Lamiales; Phrymaceae. The record is from RefSeq and is a predicted model, not a curated record.
AUGCGAACUAUCGUCUUUACAAAAAUCCAAGAGGACGAGGAAGAUGACAGAGAAAGUGUGGCAUCAUCGUAUCAUAUCACUUUAAGUGAAAUAGACGUGACUGAGGAAGAAGACGCUGAAACUGCUCCACCCGAGCUUGAAGAAGGAGUCAAAGCCACCAUCGAUGAGUUAAAGGAAAUUAAUUUAGGAGAUGCGGAGAAUCCUCGACCAAUCUACAUUAGCGCUUUACUCACCGUCAACGAAGAGGAGACUUAUAUUAAAUUGUUGCACGAGUUCAAGGAUGUGUUUGCAUGGUCUUAUAAAGAAAUGCCCGGAUUGGACCCAAAAGUGGCAAUACAUCAUCUCUCCGUGAAGAAAGGAGCUCGCCCUGUGAAGCAAGGCCAACGUAGAUUUAGGCCUGAAUUAGUCCCUGCAAUUGAGGCUGAAGUGAACAAACUUAUUGAGGUUGGUUUCAUUCGAGAAGUCAAGUACCCAACAUGGAUUUCAAGUAUCGUCCCUGUUAGAAAGAAGAAUGGACAAAUUCGUGUGUGUGUUGACUUUAGAGAUUUGAACGAAGCAUGCCCUAAGGACGACUUUCCAAUGCCAAUAGCCGAACUAAUGAUCGAUGCUACUACAGGCCACGAAGCAUUAUCAUUUAUGGAUGGGUCGUCCGGAUACAAUCAAAUACGAAUGGCGCCGAAAGACGAAGAAUUAACAGCCUUUCGCACACCUAAGGGCAUCUAUUGCUAUAAAGUGAUGCCGUUUGGCUUGAAAAAUGCCGGUGCUACAUACCAAAGAGCCAUGCAGAAGAUAUUUGAUGACAUGCUCCAUAAAGAUGUUGAAUGUUAUGUGGAUGACUUGGUGGUUAAAUCCAAAAGAAGGGAAGAUCAUCUCCAAAAUUUGAGAAAAGUCUUCGAGCGCUUGAGAAGGUACCAAUUGAAGAUGAAUCCGUUGAAAUGUGCAUUUGGUGUUACUUCGAGGAAGUUUCUUGGAUUCGUAGUUCGUCACCAAGGCAUAGAAAUCGAACAAGCCAAGAUUGAUGCAAUUUUAAUGAUUCGCGAGCCUAGGAACAUUCAUGAGCUCAAAAGUUUGCAAGGAAAGUUGGCAUAUCUAAGAAGGUUCAUUUCAAACUUAGCAGGUCGAUGUCAACCAUUCAGCCGACUUAUGAAGAAAGAUGUUCCCUUUGAAUGGGAUGAAGCUUGCACUAGUGCCUUCGAAAGCAUAAAAUCGUAUCUAACGAAGCCUCCUGUGUUGAUUGCACCAGUGCCCGGACGGUCGUUAAUACUCUAUAUUGCUGCUCAAGAACGAUCUGUCGGAGCUUUACUAGCACAGGAGAAUGAUGAUGGAAAAGAGAGCGCCUUAUACUACUUGAGUAGAACAAUGACACCAAAUGAGUUGAACUAUUCGCCAAUCGAAAAGACAUGCUUAGCGCUCAUUUUUGCAAUUCAAAAGUUGAAGCAUUAUUUUCAAGCUCAUCAGUUUGACAUAACAUAUAUUCCACAAAAGGCUGUGAAAGGACAAGUUCUAGCCGAUUUCUUGGCGGAUCACCCUAUCCCUGCAGAGUGGGAGUUAUCCGAUGAUCUACCCAAUGAAGAUGUUCUUGUGAUUGAAGCUAGUCCUCCUUGGAAGAUGUAUUUUGAUGGAGCUUCUCACAGAGAAGGAGCGGGCGCCGGAGUAGUAUUCGUCACAUCCAACGGCGAAGUGUUGCCUCACUCUUUUACCUUAACACAAAAUUGCUCCAACAAUGUUGCUGAAUAUCAAGCUCUUAUCCUUGGGCUAGAAAUGGCAGUUGAUAUAAAGCAACUAAAUUUGGAAGUAUAUGGAGACUCCAAGUUGGUGAUCAAUCAGAUACUCGGAUCAUACGAAGUGAAGAAGCUCGAUUUACUCCCUUAUGUGGAUUACGCUAAAAGACUUAUCGGAUACCUUGGUGAUGUGACGAUAGAACAUGUGCCUAGAAAGGAUAACAAACAAGCGGAUGCAUUGGCAAAACUUGCUUCUACUUUAGCCAUGCCCGAAGACGGAGCUCAUAUAUCAAUUUUCAAGAGGUGGGUCGUACCACCAAUCUUUGAACAUGGAGAAAUUGAAGAAGACGAAACUCGAGUGGUUUACGUGUUUGAAAUCGAGAAAGAAGACUGGCGUCAAUCAUUUGUGGAUUACUUGAAGUAUGAAAAGUUGCCUAAUGAUCCACGUCAAAGGGUUGAUAUUCGACGUCGUGCGGCUCGUUUCAUCUACUAUAAAGAUACACUUUACAGACGUUCAUUUGAUGGAGUUUUCUUGAGAUGUUUAGGUGAUGACGAAGCCGUUCAAGCCAUAGAAGAAGCUCAUUCCGGAAUUUGCGGCGCCCAUCAGUCAGGACCCAAAUUACAUUCCGAAUAA